AUGUGGUGGUCGAUCGUCGGGUUAGGCGGUAGUUGUUUUGUGUCUUCUACUGACAAGAGGACGGCUCUUAAAGGGUAUCAGGUGUGGGAAGAGGGUGAGUGCCGAGCCUGGUGCCAACACAACAGCGAGAAAGAACUCGCUCGAGAGGCCCUUAUAUACAAGCACCUGGGCGAACAUCCUCAUAUCCUGCAUUGCUAUGGCCUAGAGGAAGUACAUCCAGGCAUCAAUUCUCUUCGUCUUGAGUAUGCACCAUUUGGCGACGUGCGUAAAUUCAUCCGAGAACACAAAGCGGCGCCACUUACGAAGGGCGUCCGACUGCGAAUGGCCCUCGAUACCGCCCUAGGCCUGAGCCAUAUCCACGCAAGGAGAGUGCAGCACUGCGACAUGAGUUGCCGCAACCUCUUUCUCUUUGAUAACUACCGUGUGAAGAUUGGCGACUUUGGCGGCUCCUUGAUCGAAGGGCAGGACGAGCUACGGGGGGGUGUUUGCGAGGAGGCCGCCUAUGAGCUGCCGCUUCGAGGGAGAGAGUUUUGGAGUCGCCCUGCUCGAAAGAGAGAACUCUUCGCCCUUGGAUCUGCUAUCUACGAGAUAAUGGCCUGGGCAUCGCCAUAUGAAGGACAGGAGGAUGGUGAAAUCGAGAAAAAGUAUGCGAAGGGGGAGUUUCCUACCUUAGAAGGGAUCACAGCCAGCAAUAUCAUCCAGAUGUGUUGGGACGAGAAAUAUGGAAGUGCAGAUGAGGUGGCGGAAGCAUUGCGGGCACUGAUUGCGUCACAAAGAUGA
Messenger RNA from Thyridium curvatum, 780 nucleotides. RefSeq lists its product as uncharacterized. The transcript has a single exon. NCBI's taxonomy places the organism in Eukaryota, Fungi, Ascomycota, Sordariomycetes, Thyridiales, Thyridiaceae. Gene Ontology annotation, biological process: signal transduction; protein phosphorylation. Bases 1 to 780 code for a protein of 259 amino acids. Gene Ontology annotation, molecular function: ATP binding; protein kinase activity. Gene Ontology annotation, cellular component: cytoplasm. The record is from RefSeq and is a predicted model, not a curated record.